Neolamprologus brichardi is the source of this 4092-nucleotide messenger RNA. It is a transcript of the gene mat2aa, whose product is annotated as methionine adenosyltransferase 2Aa. Lineage: Eukaryota; Metazoa; Chordata; Actinopteri; Cichliformes; Cichlidae. Gene Ontology annotation, molecular function: ATP binding; methionine adenosyltransferase activity. Gene Ontology annotation, biological process: S-adenosylmethionine biosynthetic process. The record is from RefSeq and is a predicted model, not a curated record.
CAAUAACAUUGGCUGCAGAGCAAUGAUUUGAGGGGUCUGAGGAAAUUCGUGCAGAUCAUAAAUUCAGCUGUCUGGUCCGUCCUGUUUUCCCUGAACUUUAACUGUGGUUGUCGCUUUGUGUGUGUGUGCGUGUGUAUGUGUGAGAGAGGAGCGAGCAGGUGACCCUAGUGAAGGUGUAAAACGUGUCUCCUGGUUUUCUAUCAAAGCUGUGUGAGUAGGUAUAUAGUCGGCUAGCUUGUAAGCUAAGAGUGGCUAAAAUGAACUACCAGAUGAACGGUUUCAUUAACAACAGCAGCUCGGUUUACGAUGAAGACUGCUUCCUCUUCUCUUCUGAGUCAGUUGGAGAAGGACACCCCGAUAAAAUCUGUGACCAAAUCAGCGAUGCCGUGUUAGAUGCACACCUCAGACAAGAUCCUGAUGCCAAAGUAGCAUGUGAAACUGUUGCCAAGACUGGGAUGAUCCUGCUGGCUGGGGAAAUCACCUCCAGGGCUAAUGUGGACUACCAGAAGGUUGUCAGGGACACAAUUAAACAUAUUGGCUAUAACGACUCUUCAAAAGGCUUUGAUUACAAGACUUGCAAUGUGCUGGUGGCUUUGGAGCAGCAGUCCCCUGACAUUGCCCAGGGCGUUCACCUGGAUCGCAAAGAGGAGGAUGUCGGAGCCGGUGAUCAGGGUCUGAUGUUUGGGUAUGCCACUGAUGAGACAGAGGAGUGCAUGCCGCUUACCAUUGUCCUGGCUCACAAGCUCAAUGCCAAGAUGGCUGAAUUGCGCAGAAAUGGAGAGCUGCCCUGGCUCCGCCCCGAUUCCAAAACUCAGGUGACUGUUCUGUACAGGCAGGAUAGAGGAGCCAUGGUCCCUCUGCGCGUCCACACAAUUGUGAUCUCUGUGCAACACGAUGAGGCCGUAGGUUUGGAUGAGAUGCGUUGCUCUCUGAAGGAGCGGGUGGUGAAAGCCGUGGUUCCCAGCGGGUUUCUUGACGAUGACACAAUCUACCACCUGCAGCCCAGUGGUCGCUUUGUCAUUGGAGGACCACAGGGUGAUGCUGGACUGACCGGGCGUAAGAUUAUUGUUGAUACUUACGGGGGUUGGGGAGCCCAUGGCGGUGGCGCUUUUUCUGGGAAGGACUACACAAAGGUAGACCGCUCUGCAGCCUACGCUGCCCGUUGGGUGGCCAAAUCUCUAGUAAAAGCUGGGCUCUGCAAGCGUGUCUUGGUCCAGGUAUCCUAUGCCAUUGGUGUUUCCCAUCCCCUCUCUGUCUCAAUCUUCCACUACGGGACCUCCCAGAAGAGUGAAAGGGAGCUGCUGGACAUUGUGAACAAGAACUUUGACCUCCGUCCAGGAGUUAUUGUCAGGGAUCUUGACCUGAAGAAGCCCAUCUACCAGCACACAGCAGCUUACGGUCACUUUGGUCGUGACGUCUUUUCAUGGGAGGUGCCAAAGAAGCUCAUGUACUGAACACCCCCCUCCUGCUUAAUGGGCCUUGUAUCUGUCCUCCUUCCAGUCUUCUCCCUUUAAAAUUCUUCCUCUCACAAACAGCUACACUUUGACAGCCUUUUGCUACAUACAAAAUGCCCUUUAUCCACAUGUUGUUACACAUCCCUGCAGAGAAAAAAUGGCUAUUUCAGUUCAGUUGCCAAGACCAGAGUUUAAGCGCUACGGCCAGAUUCAAAUAAUUUCUGGUGAAUUUCUUUUUCUUUUGCAUAAUUAAUGGCGAUCAUGUUUCCUGGCACACCUAUGGAAAGAGUGCACCGAUUUGUAUGUCAGCAAAUCUGGUAUUAUUGACACUUCUAUAUUAAAACCAUACUUGCAUACAGUAAUGAAAACACUUCGAGUAUCCACAACCACAAAAUUCAGAAUCUCACUGCAGUGUAGUUUUAGAAGUGAUCAGUGGAAAUGUUUUGUCUAACUUGACGGUAACUUCACAGUACAGAAACAUCUUCUAUUCUGCUUGCACUCCUUUUAAAAAAAAGUUUUGUUUUUUUUUUGUUUUUUUUUUUAAUAUAAACCUCUUGAUGGCAAAGAUGGGUCAAACGCUACAGUUUUGUUUUUUUUUCUAUUUAUUUCUAUUUUUGUUUGUGCUGUCCCUUCAGGCCAGUGUUUUCUGACGUUUUACAGAGAAGUCAGAAGCUGCUAUGAUCUCGUGGUUAUGUUGGGCUGUACCUCGAUUUAUUUUGUAGGUUUUAAAACCAUGUGAAUGUUACAAAUGAUGUUAAAUUGGUCAACGUUCUGCUGACCAAGAUGAAGGCGCAUUACUGAGACAGAGUCUGGGUGUAUUACAGAGAAACCUGGGCUCCGUCACCUCUAAGCAAGGGCUCAUGGAAACACCGUACUUGAAAUAUUUUAUGGUGUUUGAAUGUGGGACCUAAGUUUGACCAGCAAGGAGGGAGAACUUAAUGUUUGUCAAGUCAAUUUUAUUUUUUUUUUUUAAUGGGAAAGUGGAACAUGAAGAGUAAAGCUACAUCACAAAGAUGUGAGCGCCGCACAGCUGCAGUUAGUAGUUUUUAAGGUUACCUAAAUUACAUAUUGCAUGUACAGAUUCUGUGCAUUGAAUGCAGAAGUUGUAAAAGAAGCUUUUCUUUUAAAAUAUUUGUUUUUAAAGAGAUGUAUUCAUAUUUAAUGCCAUACAUUGUGGGCUAUGAUUGUGACAAAUCAAAUGUUUCCAUGAGAAACUGUUCUGAGAUAACUGCUGUUCUUUUAAAGAGACUGAUACACUUUUUUUGCUAAAACUCUAGAUUGUUCAUGUAUGCGUGAUUGUCAGACCCUGGCCAGAUUCAAACCUGAGGCUUUUAUAGAGUAUUUGCCUUUAAAUGCUUUUCCUGUUGCACUUCUCACCUAAAUGCUGAUUUGCUGAUUGAACUCAGGCUUACAGCACGCAGAUGUUCCUGUGUUGGUUAUUGGCAGGUUUAAAAUAUGCCUGCAUCAUGCAGCUAGAUGGUGCUGUGUUCCCCAAAAUGAUAGUGAAGUAGGUCUUUAGUCUGACUCCUGUAGCACCACCUUGUGGCUCGUUGCAUGUACUACAGAUUUAAAUUACUCCUACAAAUCUGGCAAACAUGUCUGAAAGAGGGUUAAUGUUCCCCUCACCUUUUUUCAGACACUCCCACAAUAGUGACGGUCAUCCCACAGGCUUUUUAUCUGGCAUUUGUGCAAAAGACUACUUGCACUUAUUGCUGUGCUAGUGAAAUUUUCUCCUGGGAAGUGUAACCACACUUUACUGUUCCCCUUUUGCCGUCUGCUGCACUGUGCUUCUCAGAUCUGCACCCUCACACACAGCCUCUGAUAGAGGGAUGGAGAGAUCAGUUGUAGAUGACUGUUUUAAUCUUGCCGCCAGGUGGAAGAGUUGGUGAGAUAACUUGCCAUGUCCAGUGAAUUUAUUUCUAGGUUGCUGUCUUGUGAGUUGAGCAACCCACGGAGAUGCAGGUGUCGCAUUUAUGUGACUGCAUUCAUUCAGACUUGGCGCAUGUUUAAAGUGAUAUAUUAAUGUUGCAGUGUUUGGUAAGAAUUUAUUUUUUUCAUCGUGCUCUUUCAGGCAUGCAGCAAACGCAUCAGGAUGCAAUCACAAUAACAGGAUGCUGUGUCUAAAAGGGGCUAAUGUCACGCUGGUUAUUUAAAUUAAGGAACCUACUUUUUAAACGUUGUCUCUUCUCGCUCAUCCACAGAUGGAGAAAAUGGUAGUUGGUGUUGUACAGAGAAACCAGCCUGUUUACAUGUCUCCUCCUGUGGACGAUGUGUUUGAGGAGCACUCCCUCCCUUGUUCACUGUUUUUGUGUUUUAAAUCAUUUAAGUCUGUCAGCAGUUGCUAAACAUGGGGGGUAAAAAAGUGCCUUUUCUCCUCUUGCAAAUUUCCUCUUCCCCUACCUCCAAGUACACAACUUACCAUUUUGACCCCGACAACCCCAAGGCUAGUUUCCGUCUUUGGUAUUUCAGAGUGUGAUUUGUUGUUGACUUUCUCUUAAACUGUUGAAAUAAAAUGCACCCUUGCUUUGUGCUUACAGGCUGUGCUUGUUUUAUGUGAAGGGCUAACUUCAACAUCUUUAAACUGUGCUGCUGUAGAUGACACUUUCAUAUGUUUUUAAAUAAAGCAGAAGUGAUCCUA